Cricetulus griseus (Chinese hamster) is the source of this 273-nucleotide messenger RNA. Lineage: Eukaryota; Metazoa; Chordata; Mammalia; Rodentia; Cricetidae. The record is from RefSeq and is a predicted model, not a curated record.
AUGUCGAAACAGCCAGUAUCCAACGUUAGAACCAUCCAGGCAAAUAUCAAUAUUCCGAUGGGAGCCUUUCGGCCAGGAGCUGUGCAGCCUCCUCCAAGCACAGAGUGCACUCCUGCCACUACCGAGAACCCUACUACUUCGGAGGAAGAGAAGAAGCCAAUUCACGGAGCAAAAAAACUCCCAGGACCUGUUGUCAACCUGUCCGAGAUCCAAAAUGUUAAAAGCGAACUGAAGUAUGUCCCUAAAAUGGGACAGGAGUUCAAACGGGAGUAA